CCCAACUGCAUCCAUUGUCUACAAAUACGAGAGAACAAAAUAUCCCAACAAAGAACUAAUAUUCAGAAAGAUGAUGGGUGGGAUAAGGAGGAUGAAGUUGGGUUCUCAAGGUCUGGAGGUAUCGGCUCAGGGUCUGGGCUGUAUGGGCAUGUCCGCUGUCUAUGGGCCCCCAAAGCCAGAGGAGGACAUGAUUGCUCUCAUUCACCAUGCUAUUAGCAGCGGCAUCACCUUCCUCGACACUUCUGAUAUCUAUGGCCCUUACACCAACGAAAUUCUGCUUGGAAAGGCUCUGAAGGGAGUGACGGAGAAGGUGGAGUUGGCAACCAAGUUUGGGAUCAGAAGUUAUGGCGCCGACGGCAGCAUAGAAAUUUGUGGGGAUCCCGCCUAUGUGAGGGCAUCAUGUGAGGCCAGCCUGAAGAGAAUUGAUUGUAUUGAUCUCUAUUACCAGCACCGCAUUGAUAAACGGGUUCCUAUCGAAGUCACAGCCAUCCAUUUGAACCGGAUGAUUGAAGCAUAAACCUGG
Nelumbo nucifera (sacred lotus) is the source of this 523-nucleotide messenger RNA. The record is from RefSeq and is a predicted model, not a curated record. Lineage: Eukaryota; Viridiplantae; Streptophyta; Magnoliopsida; Proteales; Nelumbonaceae.